GGUUGGCAGAAAAGAAAAAAACUGAAAGCAAUAGAAGAGCAAAAGAAGAAACUAACUGAGAGUAGAGAUCUAUAAGAAUGAUAUAAGCUAUUUCUAAAAGCAAGACCGCGGAUUCAACUUGGAGUCUUCUUUGGGUCGACAAUCGGGAGAAUCACCUUGUUUUGUAGAGUUGAAUAAAGAAGCAUAAAAGUUUCUGUUGGUGCAAAGAACUCUAUGAAAUUCCAAGAUAUGAUACUUUUUUCAAAAUGAGAAGGAGAUGUUGGAAAACAACAAUGUCGCUUUUUUUCCGUCUACAGCUAUUUUUCUCUGGUCUUCCGGGUCUAUUUCUUAUCUUUUAUAAAACCUUCAGCACUGUCUGGUUUUUUUUGAGUUGGUUCAAACAAUGUAAAUAAACAUGAAGCCUCUAAAACUUCGUCGUUUCAGACAUUUGUAAUUUUCGAAUAAACUAUUGCAAGGAAUUGAAGAAUUAAUUAAUACUUACUUUGGGAAUAGCCAAAAGCAUGGCGUACCUUAGAAUAUCGGUUGCUUCUUUAGAGACAAUCAUCAACAUCUCCAGCCCUUUUAAUUUCUAGUAAUCGGAAGAAAGAAUAAAAGUCGAUUGUAUCAGGGAUUGACCAGUACAAAUCAUAACCCUCUAUGUAUUCUCCUAUGGCUCUUCUUUCGUACCUUACCUCAGACCAAACACCAAGUGAAACCACAUUUGAGGAAAAAGGAUGAAUUCAUCGGGGAACCUGGAACAUGGAAGUACAAACAUGGAAAUGGAUACAACAGUAUCUUCAGAAUCGAAGCCUUCACUCGUUUCUGAAUUACUCGAGUUCACACUUCAGCAUCCCUACAACUACGAAGGACAUGUGAAACUCAUAGAAGAACUAAAACAACAUGGACUGAAAGAUGAUUUGCAUUCUGCUAGGAAACGAUUUCAGAGCCUCUUUCCUCUUUCUGAAGAUAUAUGGAUUGAGUACUUGGAGGACGAAAAAGCAGUGUGCAAUACUUUACAAGACUACGAACGAAUUAUCGGUUUGUUUGAAAGUGCAGUUAAAGAUUACCUCUCGAUUCGUCUUUGGCGACUAUAUUUAGACUUCUUAUUAACGCUCGUUGAUCCGAGCACAUUUUCUUCUCAAAAUGCGGAACUACAAGACGUGGUUUCUUUGCAAGAUGUCCACGCAUUAUUUAAAAGAGCAUACGAAAGUUGCAAAUACCAUUUUAGUCAGAGCCAAAGAAUAUGGGAACAGUAUUUGGAGUUUCUCGAAGAAACAGGUGAAAACUUAUUUGAAAAUGAUCAAACUAUUUCCUUGCAAGAUAGGAUGUAUGAUUUUUAUGUUGAAAGAUUAGAAAUACCUCACAGUCAAAUUGAGGAAACAUUUUCAUCUCUUUCUUCUUUCGUCACCAAAAAUUGGUCGCAAGAUGAGUACGAAGUCAUUAUGUCGAACACAAAUAAAAUUUAUGAGAUGAAUUUGUCAAAGUUUAAGAAAAUAUAUGAUAAUGAAUUGCAACUGAGUGCUUCUAAUCAUUCCCUGGAAUGCUACAUGGAUCUCCUUAAUAUUGAAUCAAGACGAAGCACCUCUAUUCCUUCAUAUAUUGCUACACUGUAUGAAAGAGCUAUAUGCUUCUACCCUCUUGUAGGUGAUCUAUGGCUUGAGUACUUGGCUUGGGUGAGCAAACCUGAUUUUCCUCCUCAGGCUUUUGCGAUUGCAGAACGUUCGGUUCGAAACUGUCCUUUUGUGGGCAGAUUAUGGGCCAUAAAGCUUUUAUACAUGAUCGUUGUUGGAUUAUCUAAUAAUGCAAUCCAACAAGAGAAAGAAACUUGUCUACAGAUGGGUUUGCUUUCUGGAUUUGAUGAAUACUGUGCCUUUUUUUCUGAGUAUCUUAAACUGUGUAUAUAUAUCUCUUCUAAUGAACUAGACCCUGUGCUUUAUAUAAAAAAUGAGAUUCAAGUCAUCGAGAAUUUUAUGCACCAUCAUUUUCCUGGACUUCGAGACGAUAGUUUGAGAAUAGAAAGUGCAAAAAUCAAUUUAUUCAUUUCCCUAAAUGACUAUGAAAGCGCUGAAAGGUGUUGGAAUGGACUACAGAAAGAUUUUCAAAAGAGCACGCAGUUCUGGAUUAUUAGAUACACGGCUACUUCACGAUACAACAUAGAGCUAGCUAUUGAUUCUUUGAGAAAAGGUCUGUACAAGGAUGUCGACAAUCCCAUGCUGUUAUUUCAAUUUUAUGAAUCAGUCGUUACACUUAAUCAUGAUUGUUUUACUUCAAUUUCCCAGUUUUUUGACGUUACGCAAGCGAAAAAGCUAUUUGUUAAGAGGAGCCUUACUUCUCAAGCACAAAACCAAGAAAUAAUUCCCUCGAUGAAAGAGGUUCAAGAAAAACCAACCACUUCACCUGACCAUGCCAAAAAGCGAAAACCGACAAAUGGCGAGGAUAUCAUAAAAAAAACAAGGCUCCCAGAAAAGCAUCGAAACAGAGAAGAAUUUACUAUUUUAGUCAGUAAUCUUCCGAAUGAUAUCAGCGAGAAAGAAUUGCAGCAAUUCUUCAAAGGCUGCGGCAAUAUUUUACAGAUAUUUAUUUACGAUGAUCAAGAAGGAAAAAAAAUAGCACAGAUUGAGUUUUCCGAAACUAGUGAGGUUCUUGCUGCUAAGACCAAAGAUCUCAAACAAAUUAAAGGACAUGAAGUUUCUAUUCAGAUUCAUGUUGAUACCACCCUUUAUGUUACAAAUUUUCCGCCUACUUUUGAUGAAAGCAAAAUUACAGAUCUUUUCACAAAAUAUGGCCGCGUUGUGCAAGUUCGUUUUCCAAGCCUAAAAUUCGACACAAACAGGCGAUUUUGCUAUGUUCAAAUGAGCACCCCGGAAGAAGCCCAUCAUGCAUUACAGCUACACUCUACGACGCUUGGAAAUCAGUAUGAAUUGAAAGUGUUCAUUUCGGAUCCUAACAAAAGCGGAGCCAGAAGUGGGGCUGUGUACGAGAAAAGAGAGCUUUAUUUAACAAACAUUGAUUUCAGUAUUGAUGAAAACCAGGUCCGUAAUUUUUUUCAAGACUAUGGCACUGUAGAAAGUGUUCGAUUACCUUCAAGGGAUUCUAAGAGUCACAUGGGAUUUGGUUAUGUGGUUAUGUCUACUAGUACGGAAGCCGAUAAUGCUUUGAAUGCAGCCGGGAAGGUUUUGGGAAAAAGAGUAUUAAAUGUUGUUAUAUCCCAGCCAAAGAAAGCUAUUAACAAAGAAAAAUUAAAUAAGGAUAAGCGACCAACAUUUACUAAAUUGCUUAAUAAGAGUACAGACGAUAGUAAAAGCCGUCCGACAACACUUAAUCAAGUUCACAGUAAAAGCCUGGGAAUUAUUAAUGUCGAUCAAACGAUUAAUGAAGCAAGAUUAAGGUCUAUUUUCGAACCUUAUGGAGAAAUUUUUAGAGUCGUUUUACAUCCUGAACAUGAAGGCGCGAUUGUUGAAUACGCCGACAUACAUAACGCUGGUAAAGCCGCACUUGCCGUAGAGGGUAUGAAUUUAAGCGGUCGAGAAUUACACGUUACAACGGUGAACGAAAUGAUGCAUAACAACCCAGACCAUAAUGAAACGUUGAUUCCUACACCACGUCCACGAAAGGCUAGUGCGAGAUUAGGCAUUCAAAAGUUUCAAAAUUCCAGGAACCAGGCUGAAACUGAAAAUAAUGCAAAGCACGAUAAUGAGGAUGCAAUGCAAAUUGAUCCUCCUAAGACUAAUGAUGAUUUUCGACGAUUCCUAUUCAAAGGUACUUGAAAGGGAACACCGCUAAUAUUGUUCAUUUUAAAUUCUAUGGUAUUAGUGCAUAACCAAACUUGGAAGAGGUUUGCCAUAAAUAUUCUCGAACUUCACUUGUUUUUGCGGAUUUUGAUAAAAAGCUUGAAGCGUAGCAAUAUUUGCUAUGCAGCAACACAUUAAAUCUUUCAAAUAGUUUGUUUGUAAAUCAAAAGAUAAUUCACGUUGACAAUUCUCCACUGGUGAUUUCAGUACUUUUAACAAGGACUUCUUAGAUUCUUCAAAAGAUUGUAAUGUUUGCUCCAGGAGUCCUUCUUUUGAUAAAGACUGAUAGUAUUGAAUAUUUUUAUUCAAUUGAGAAAUAGAUAUUGAUUUCAUCUCACUUAGUUUUACAAGUGGAUUAAAGUGAGCUUUGAAAUUGGAUAAAAUCACUUUUUCUUCCUUACUAAAUAACGGGCAGGUGAAAACACCAUAUUUUAAUAAUACCAAAGACAACUGUUUGUUAGUAAAAAUAACUUAAAAUCGCCACUUACAAG
Molecule: messenger RNA, 4261 nt
Organism: Schizosaccharomyces cryophilus OY26
Lineage: Eukaryota; Fungi; Ascomycota; Schizosaccharomycetes; Schizosaccharomycetales; Schizosaccharomycetaceae
Product: RNA-binding protein Prp24
Exons: 3
Coding region: 714-3746 (1010 amino acids)
Biological process (GO): RNA processing
Molecular function (GO): protein binding; RNA binding
Source: RefSeq, a predicted model, not a curated record